GAUUUUGCCAGUUUACGGAUCAAGAACAAGCCGCAGCAAUGUUCUCCUCUUCUGCUCUCCCACAGUUACAUUGCAAGCUCUUUGCAAAAAUGGGGGACGACCGACCUUUUGUGUGCAAUGCUCCUGGCUGUGGACAGAGGUUUACCAAUGAGGACCACUUGGCUGUGCACAAACACAAACAUGAGAUGACACUUAAAUUUGGACCAGCCAGGACAGACUCUGUCAUUAUUGCAGACCAGACACCUACUCCUACCCGCUUCCUAAAGAACUGUGAGGAGGUUGGUCUGUUCAAUGAGCUGGCCAGCUCCUUCGAACAAGACGAGGAUGACAAGAGAGCAAAGACCUCUCUCCCUGCAGCCAACUCUGAGGCUUUGGACAUGAGCCUGCAGACGACAUCAGAUGUGAAGGUGAAAAAAGAGGCACCCGUAGAGGUCGACUCCUCGCCACCGGACAGCCCUGAAUCUAUCUCUGGGAGGUCAGACAGCAGCACAGAGAUCAUGGUUAAAGGAAAGGACACACCACCCAGGAGUUCAGCCCCCACCCCGACUAUUGUGCGUCCAGGUUCCCUCCCACUACACUUGGGCUUUGAUGCCCUUCAGCCCACCAUGCCGUCACCCACCUCCGUCAUCACACAAGCACCACCUUCCAAUCGUAGCAGUCUUAGUUCGCCAACCAGCCACUACCCCAUGAUGAUGCUUCCCUCUGGUCAGGCAGUGCCCGUGCUUCCUGGUCCAGUACAGAUGCCCUCUGUCAUUAAUCUGGCCCGACCCAUGUGCAUGGUACCCAAUAUUCCUGGGAUCCCCGGUCCUCCUCUGGGAGGUAGCAGCAGCGGCUCUAACUCGCCCUCUGGCUACAGCACCCACAUAGAGGCCAAGAUGCGUCUGAAGGCCGCGCUGUCCCAGCAGAGUCCGUCAGGACACAGUAUGGGGAUCAUGGCCAUGGGCAGCAGCCCCAUGGUACCUCAGAGGGCAGAGCAGAGCCAGCUGCUUGUCCAACAACCAGAUGCUCCAUCACCUGCACAACCUCAGGUAUCUCCAGCACAGCCUACAGGUGGGCGUCGGCGGCGGACAGUAGAUGAUGACCCAGAUGAGCGAAGGCAGCGCUUCCUAGAGAGGAAUCGGGCUGCAGCAUCCCGCUGCAGACAGAAACGCAAACUGUGGGUCAGUUCCCUGGAGAAGAAGGCUGAGGAGCUCUGCAACCUGAAUGUCUCGCUGUCGAAUGAAGUGUCUCUGUUGCGGAACGAGGUGGCUCAUUUGAAGCAGCUGCUGCUGGCCCACAAGGACUGUCCUGUGACCAACCUACAGAAGAAGAAUGCCUACUUAGCUGCAGAAGAGAGCAUGAAAGACAACUCAGAGCCCACAGGUUCUCCUGCCCCAGUGAUCCAGCACAGCUCUCUGGCGCACAGCCCCUCUGCGGGUCAAAAUGGCCUGAGCUCAAGGGCAGCAGCUGAGGCCAUGGCAAUGUCUGUGCUGGCAGGAAUGGGCCAGCAGCAGCGGGCUGAGAGUGGACCCUCUCACAUUAUCAUGGCUGCACAGUCUCAAUCUGCUGCCAGAUGAUGAGCGAUGCCACCACGGCCCAGAAUUUGGCUCUACACUCGUCACCAAGGGGUAUAAAAGAGCAGCGGACUUCCCCAAUUUCCCCAAUCUAGAAGUCCAGAUUUCUCAUCUCCCCUCUUCGCUGUGCUCCUCCGCUCUCUCUGACCCUCCUGUAGAGUCAUCAUGCUGUGGCCUGGAGCUCAGCAGCAGCCUUCUGGGAAUGGACUGAGACUAUUGAGAGAGCUUCCUGUUCACUUUGCCAUAGACUACAGGGGCUGGACUCCAACCUAUCCCAUACUCGUUUCUCCCCCUCUGUGCUUCCUCUCUCUUCUCUCCUCACCCUCAGUCAAAACGACUCCUCACUGGACUGUAAGACUGCAUCGCUCUGACCGUACUGCCGUAAAGAACUUCCCACGUUGACACGCACUGCACAUGUGCACAGUCUCAAACACACAGUUGUUGCAUAAACGUUCUUGAUCAAAUCAGAUACCAAACAACCCACAGGGCUGUAAACUGUUUUCAGCAGGGAAUAGUGCCUUGUGCUCCUCGACUUGUUAGCCAUGCACACACCCACACAUGCCAUCAUAGCAAAUGUCCCUAUACAUACCUAGCUCCAAAGAUGCAGUAGUCGUCUAGACAUCAGUGACUCAGAUAUUCACCCGACACCUUUUGUAAAUGGUCCCUCCUUCUCACCACGGACCCAAAAACCUUACCUCAUUUACACCCCUUUAUGAUAAAAAUGAUGUGUGUGAAUUG
Acanthopagrus latus (yellowfin seabream) is the source of this 2291-nucleotide messenger RNA. It is a transcript of the gene atf7a, whose product is annotated as activating transcription factor 7a. Gene Ontology annotation, molecular function: DNA-binding transcription factor activity, RNA polymerase II-specific; cAMP response element binding. Lineage: Eukaryota; Metazoa; Chordata; Actinopteri; Spariformes; Sparidae. Bases 39 to 1556 code for a protein of 505 amino acids. The transcript has 11 exons. Gene Ontology annotation, biological process: regulation of transcription by RNA polymerase II. The record is from RefSeq and is a predicted model, not a curated record.